GUAAUCAGCCAGACGAUGAACAUUAUUAAUAUUAUUAAUUAAUAAUUAUUAUAUGAUACAGUCACACUUGUAGCAAUAAUUGUUAGUUCUGUUUGUUGAUUCAGGGUUAGCAUCAUCUGAGGUCCUCUGAGGGGUCAGCAUCAUCUCUUCUCAGGUGUUCUGGAUCCAGACUGGAGCUUGUGUAAAUCCCGUGGCAAAACAUAGAAACAAAAUAGAGACAUCAUUAGCAUAGCACACCCUACAUCCACAUCCUGCAAUGUGACUAUAGUGGAUUCUUACAUCGCGAUAUCGAUGCUUAAACGACACAUUGUGCAGCCCUUUAUUUUUAGUUUUUUCUUUCUUUUUAUUUUUACUGAACAACCUCCUGGUCCCCAUUGUGAAAACGUUCUGCCUAGGCUAUUUCAUUAUAUUUUAUCCAAUGUAAAAUAUUGAUUAUUGCAUUUGUCAAAAUUUCAAAGAUGUCAGGGAAGAGGCAAAGGAGCAUUCUUUCAUGCUUUGCUCUUAAAGAUCAGCUCCCUAAAAAGGUGGCUAGGUCAGAGGAGGAGACUGUGGAGAAGACAGUAGUGGAGGAGGCAGUUAGGGUGCCAGUAGAGGAUGGGUCCAUGGAAGAGACUGAGGAGGACACCAUAAAGGAAACCAUGGAGAACCCACUGGAAACAGGGAGAAAGAGAGGGUUAAGUAGAGCAGCCACCUAUAGGUGUUCCUUUAAGAAGGAGUGGUCAACCCGAUGGCCAUUCAUCACAAUGGGAACCAGCAGCUCUUUUUACUGGUGCUCAGUCUGCAGACAAGAGAGCUCCUGUGCCCAUCAAGGUGUGAGGGACAUAAGCAGGCAUGUGGAAAGCAAAGGACAUCGAACCAAAGAACAGGCUCUAAAAUCAGCCAGCAGUGUUGCACAGGUCUACACACCAGCAACUUCUGUUGGAGGCAUGAGUGUACAAGAGGCCAAGACCAGGAGGGCUGAGGUGAAGGUUGCCAUUGCAAUGGUGCAGCACAAUGUUCCAUUUGCCGUUGCUGACCAUUUCAGCCCCUUGUACAAAGAAUGUUUUAGAGACUCCCCCACGGCUCAGAGCUUUAAGAGCGCAAGCACCAAAACAACGCGCAUCAUAAAUGAAGCAGUGGCACCUCAUUUUAAGAAGGAACUGGUGAUGAAGAUGAGAGAGAAUCCCUGCACACUUGUCACAGAUGGCUCAAAUGACACUGGUCUAGAGAAGAUGAAUCCCCUCACAGUACGAAUAUUUGACAGCAACAAAGUUGUGCACAGAUUCUUUGAUAUGUGCACCACAAGUGGGCGGAACUGUGGAACUGCUGAAGUGAUUUAUAAAAAAAUCAAUGACACCCUGCAGGAAAGCAACAUCCCUUGGAGAAACUGUAUAUCCGGUUUUGAUCCUGAAGAUCUGGCGGUGGAUGUUGGGUAUUGGUUUAAGGGAAGCACCAAUCGUAAAGGUUACCUGGCAGGUUCGUGGUUCAACCAGCUCUACUUUUAUACAACAAAAUGCAGACUUUUUUUAUAUUGA
Messenger RNA from Carassius gibelio (silver crucian carp), 1514 nucleotides. RefSeq lists its product as uncharacterized. The transcript is spliced from 4 exons. NCBI's taxonomy places the organism in Eukaryota, Metazoa, Chordata, Actinopteri, Cypriniformes, Cyprinidae. Bases 459 to 1514 code for a protein of 351 amino acids. The record is from RefSeq and is a predicted model, not a curated record.